Messenger RNA from Jatropha curcas, 1159 nucleotides. Its product is annotated as glutathione S-transferase zeta class. Gene Ontology annotation, biological process: glutathione metabolic process; L-phenylalanine catabolic process. Gene Ontology annotation, cellular component: cytoplasm. Gene Ontology annotation, molecular function: glutathione transferase activity; maleylacetoacetate isomerase activity. NCBI's taxonomy places the organism in Eukaryota, Viridiplantae, Streptophyta, Magnoliopsida, Malpighiales, Euphorbiaceae. The record is from RefSeq and is a predicted model, not a curated record.
UGUUAAUUACGUAUUGGGUUUUCGAACCCUAUAUUAUAUAUACAAACAAACAUAUUAUAAAGUUGUAGGUACUACUUGAGAAAUAAGGACUAGUACUAGCAGCAGCGCCAGCGAAGAGCGGACGAAGUCAAUUCUCUCUAUAUUUCUUUUCAUUUCAUAUGGCAAGUGUUGAAGAACAACCCAUCAAGCUUAAGCUCUACUCCUACUGGAGAAGCUCUUGCUCUUACCGUGUCAGAAUUGCCCUCAACUUGAAAGGCGUAAAUUAUGAGUAUAUACCCGUUAACCUUCUCAAAGGACAACAACACAGUCCUGAAUUUUUGAAGCUGAAUCCUAUUGGCUAUGUGCCUGUGCUGGUGGACGGUGACAUUGUUAUUUCAGACUCUUUUGCUAUCUUGCUGUAUUUGGAUGAGAAGUAUCCUCAGCAUCCACUGUUGCCUCGUGAUGUUCAGAGAAGAGCCAUCAAUUACCAGGCUGCAAAUAUUGUUUCCUCAAGCAUACAGCCCCUUCAGAAUCUAGAUGUGCUGAAAUUUAUAGGGGAAAAGAUCAGUCCAGAUGAGAAAAUUCCUUGGGUUCAGUAUCAUGUUCAAAAAGGAUUUGCAGCACUUGAGAAACUGUUGAAAGAUCAUGCUGGAAAAUAUGCGACUGGAGACGAAGUUUUCCUGGCAGAUUUGUUUCUAGCACCACAGAUUCAUGCAGCAGAAAGGUUCAAAGUUGACAUGACUCAGUUCCCUCUUCUAUUGAGGUUGUAUGAGGCAUACAAUGAGCUACCAGCAUUCCAGAAAGCUAUGCCACAAAAACAACCAGAUGCUCCUCCAUCUAUCACCAGCUAAAUCAAUAGUAGAUUUUGAAAUUAAAGAUCAACCGUCUCGAUCUCAAACAGCAUAGAGCACCGCGGUGGAGCUUGAAAUAAAGUCAUAGAAGUUCAAUGCAGUAAUAAUUAGUUUGAGGCUUGGGGUUUUGCCAGGAAGUAGUCACACAGUUACUUGCAUUGAAGAUUAAUGGCUUGGAAUGUGUGACCUUAAUUAUUCUGUUCUUAUGAACUCUGGUAAUUAGAUUAUCUUGGACAUGAAGGAGCUCUUUUUGAUGGUUUAAUUUCACUCAGUCGCCAUGAACUGAUAUAAGCGAUUAAAGGAACUCUGAUCUGAUUAUUCUGUUCUCA